This is a messenger RNA of Pisolithus orientalis, 1484 nucleotides long. RefSeq lists its product as uncharacterized. The transcript is spliced from 5 exons. Lineage: Eukaryota; Fungi; Basidiomycota; Agaricomycetes; Boletales; Pisolithaceae. Bases 95 to 1348 code for a protein of 417 amino acids. The record is from RefSeq and is a predicted model, not a curated record.
CAACAAGCAAUACAAAGGCACAAUAUUUGCUGAAAGGCACAUAAAGACGACCGCGCUCUUGGGCCCUGUUUGGCGCUCGAGGUUCUCUUCCCUCAUGUCAUCCCAGCAGAGCACUAGUACACCGGCGUGGACGGAGGACCUGCUCAGGCGAUCCUUGCUGGCGGAGGAAAUCAUUGACGUUCAUUUUCAUUUGUUCUCCUCCAGGUCAAAAUCUUCGAAGAGAGUGCGGCACCCUCGCGUGUUGAACUCCAACACUGCUCUCCUCAAGAACAGUGCAAAAUAUUUUGCUGACUCUGAGUGUUAUGCUAUUUCCAACAAUGUCUUCCGAGGGACCAAUCACCUCGACUUAGUGUUCAGCUCGGAAACCACUCCAUCUGGCCCGAAGACGGUAGACGUCAAGGAUAGCGACGAAUUAUUUGACGGGCUUCCGCUGGGUGACUAUGGUUACGAAAGUGACAGCGAUCUCGAGGACGAGGACGAUGGAAACACUGACGAAGAUGAUGAUGGUUACGAGAUGAAUUACGAUGUCAAGAAAAGUCCGGGCACCAUUUCAGGUCCGGACGAGCGUAACGACGAGAAACUCGACACGAAGAUUGCCCAAGCGAACUGCGCGAGGCCUUCGGUGUCAUAUAAAGGCCGCCGUAUCUUUGUCAAGGAUACUGCAUUUCAGACGUGGUACUGCCUCGUGUACUAUCUAUACACAGGCGUGAUUACCUUUUCGCCGCUCAUGUCUUCAGGUUCACGGGAUUCCCAAAGCCUCACUCCCAACGGCGACAAAAGACCGCUGUGCUCAGCCAAGUCCAUGUAUGCCCUCGCCACAAAGCUUGGUCUCAACCAACCUCGUGAUCAAGCCUUUGCCUUCAUUUGUAAGAAUGUGAACGAAAACAACGUGUUGCAAGAAUUAGCUUGCAGUUUUGCUGGAAGGUAUCCAGAUGUUCUUGAAUCCGAGCUCGACUUGCUUGCGCAGAAUUUGGCAACCAUUCCCGUUAUCCAAGGCUUCCCACAGCUCAUGAGACGCAUCGCCAAGAAUGAGUUGGCCAAUGGAGCUGAUAUUUUGAUUGGGCUUCACACACGGAUUAUUCGGCAGCACUACUUGUCUGUGCCUAACACAACAAGCUCGUCGACCCGACCCGCCCCGGCACUCUCGCUGACCCCACCCACGACAACAGUCCCGCAGGUCCAGCCCGCCACCACAGUCCCGCUGACCCAGCUUGCCCCAACUACUCCAUCCCUAUUUCAUACUCCUCCCACUGUGGCCUCGGCAACGCAGCCAUUCUCGUUUCCAACCGCUUUCCUGACCACAAAGGCCGGCGGCGGCGUGUUUGCCAAUGCAAGCAAAACGAAGUAAUUAUAUCGUAAACUAAUUCCUAGCAUUCAAGUGCAUAACUGAACACAUAAUGGAUGGCUACUAAUUGGGAGGACGUGGUACAGAGAAUGAGUGAGUGAGACUCUAUGGGUCAUUGGCCGUAGCAUUCCAAGUGAAA